Messenger RNA from Episyrphus balteatus (marmalade hoverfly), 879 nucleotides. Its product is annotated as antigen 5 like allergen Cul n 1-like. Bases 15 to 767 code for a protein of 250 amino acids. The transcript is spliced from 3 exons. The record is from RefSeq and is a predicted model, not a curated record. Lineage: Eukaryota; Metazoa; Arthropoda; Insecta; Diptera; Syrphidae.
ACACUUGAAUCAGAAUGAAGUCAGUAGAAUUAUUUUUGGUCCUAAUUGGGCUUGUAGCUGUUGCUCAAGCUACUCUUGAUUUUUGUGAUAAGGCUCUUUGUGGAGGAGUACCGCACAUUGGUUGCAAUAAUACAAUGUUGUUCGCAUCAACCUGUUCGGCUGAUAAAAAACUAGCCUUCAUGGAUUCCGAACAUAAAAAAAUUAUCCUUGCAGCCCACAAUAAUAAUAGAAAUCUAAUAGCCAGUGGCAACAAUACGAAAUUUCAACCUGCCUCAAGAAUGGCUACAAUGGUAUGGGAUGAGGAGCUAGCUACUCUUGCAACUUUUCUUGUAAGAACUUGCAAAUACACCAACGACUGUCACAAUACCGAUAAUUUCCGUAAUUCGGGACAAAAUAUAGCCAUGUCAUUGUCCAAUAUGCCACACACAUGGGCAGCAAAGAAUAUUUCAGAACAAAUGGUCAAUACUUGGUUUGCACAAAGCAAUGACGCAACCAUGGCUGAUUUGAACAGUUAUAAUCCUUCAAAAAAUAUUGGAGGAUUUGCAACAAUAGUUAUCGAUAAUAAUUACAGAGUUGGUUGCGCUGGUGCCUUUUUCCAAAAUCCAGACUACAAAGACUAUCCUUUUGCUUAUUUCUUUGCAUGCAACUAUGCCACGACACCAGUCCCCAACAAACCAAUUUAUAGCUCUGGACCAAGUGGAAGUAAGUGUACGACUGGAAAAAAUUCAGCUUAUAGCGCAUUAUGUUCGACAAAAGAACAAUAUUAGAGAAUAUGAUUAAGAUUCUCCAUGAUAAAAAAAAAAACGUGUAAGCUAUUAUGUUUGUGACCAAUUGACCGACCUUUAGAAAUAAAUCAGUUAUAAGAAAAUUGUAUAAAUU